Messenger RNA from Suncus etruscus (white-toothed pygmy shrew), 1383 nucleotides. RefSeq names its product ubiquitin domain containing 1 (gene UBTD1). The transcript has 3 exons. Lineage: Eukaryota; Metazoa; Chordata; Mammalia; Eulipotyphla; Soricidae. Gene Ontology annotation, molecular function: protein binding. The coding region runs from base 74 to 757 and encodes 227 amino acids. The record is from RefSeq and is a predicted model, not a curated record.
CAGCGGAGGAGACGCGGCCGAGCGACCGAGCGGCCGUCCGGUGCAUGGGGCCCGGCUGAGGACCCGCCGCAGCAUGGGCAACUGUGUGGGGAGACAGCGCCGAGAGAGGCCGGCCGCCCCGGGACACCCCCGCAAGCGGGCAGGCCGCAAUGAGCCCCUGAAGAAGGAGCGGCUGAAAUGGAAGAGCGACUAUCCCAUGACAGACGGACAGCUGCGGAGCAAACGGGAUGAAUUCUGGGACACAGCACCUGCCUUUGAGGGCCGCAAAGAGAUCUGGGAUGCCCUCAAAGCCGCCGCCUAUGCUGCUGAGGCCAAUGACCACGAGCUGGCGCAGGCCAUCCUGGAUGGUGCCAGCAUUACCCUGCCUCAUGGCACCCUCUGUGAGUGCUAUGAUGAACUGGGCAACCGCUACCAGCUGCCCAUCUACUGCCUCUCGCCACCCGUGAACCUGUUGCUGGAGCACACAGAGGAGGAAAGCCUGGAGCCCCCUGAGCCACCCCCCAGUGCGCGGCGUGAAUUCCCAUUGAAGGUGCGUCUCUCCACGGGCAAGGACGUAAGGCUCAGCGCCAGCCUGCCUGACACGGUAGGGCAGCUCAAGAGGCAGCUGCACACGCAGGAGGGCAUCGAGCCAUCCUGGCAGCGGUGGUUCUUCUCUGGCAAGCUCCUCACAGACCGCACUCGGCUCCAGGAAACCAAGAUCCAGAAGGACUUUGUCAUCCAGGUCAUCAUCAACCAGCCCCCACCGCCCCAGGACUGAGGAGCCUACAGACCCUGGGGUGAGGGGUACUAAGCCCCCAGCCCUGCCACUGCCCUCCAGGGCUGUUCUUUACUCCAGGGGCUCCUCUUUGCCCGAUGGCUGCUGGGCAAGGUCCCCCAGGAAGGCCCCCAGCACCCAGGAUGCAGUGCUGCCACACGUAGGCCUCACCAACCUUGUCAGAGCAAAGUCUGUGGUGGGGGCCCCACCUGCUCCGCUCCACUAGGGCUGGCCCCGAGGCACCUGGAGGCCACAUCUACCGGCGGGUGCUGCUAGCCCAGCUCACUGCGGUUUUCUGCUCAGGGUCUGAAGCAGCUGCUGUCCCUCUCCCCUGUUCUCUGUCUUGGCCUCAGGCUCUCCUCUCCUGGGCCACCUGACUCUGAGAGCAGGGGACUGCUGCAGGCCCCAGGAGCAGACAGCCUGGGCUAGGCUCUGCCUCUCCUUGUCCCCAGCACAAUUGGCAGCGGGGAGGCAAGAGGACCAGCCUGUGUGCAGGGGUCUGCACAGGGCCAUUUUCUGGCUGUGACCCCAGUCUGGGAUGGUCUUGAGCCAGCAGUGGCCUCCCAUAGGUCCCUGUGUACAGACAUACCUGUAUAUUUAUCAAUAAAGCCUUUUGCUCCUUCCUUCUC